AUGCCUCGUCUCGUCUCUCAAUCCACCCUGGCUGCAUCGCUUCGAUCCACCUCUACUCGGUCGAUCUCCACCUCGGCCCUUCCCCGAGCUACCGUUGCUCUCGCCGCUCGCUCCGUCGCUCAGCGCUCUUUCGCCCAGCUCCCCCGCACCGCCGCCUUCUCCACUUCGGCCCGCAUCAUGGGUGGUCACGCCGGUAUCGGUAAGGGUGAGGACAACGUCCGUCCCGACGCCGACAAGGUCCUCCAGGACAUUGCCGACUAUGUGCACAACUACAAGAUCGACUCCAAGGUCGCCUACGACACCGCUCGUCUUGUCCUCCUCGACUCGUUGGGAUGCGCCAUGGAGGCUCUCCGCUUCCCUGCCGCUGCCAAUGUCUGCGGUCCCGUUGUUCCCGGCACCGUCGUGCCCAACGGUGCCCGUGUCAUUGGUACAAACUACGAGCUCGACCCCAUCCGUGCCGCCUUCAACAAUGGUGCUCUCAUCCGAUGGCUCGACUUCAACGACACUUGGCUCGCCGCUGAGUGGGGUCACCCUUCGGACAACAUUGGUUCCAUCCUCUCGGUCGCCGACUGGAUCAGCCGCACCAACAUUGCCAACGGCAAGAAGCCUCUGACCGUUGAGGACGUCCUCACCGGUGCCAUCCAGGCUCACGAGAUUCAGGGCUGCCUCGCCCUCGAGAACUCGUUCAACCGUGUCGGUCUCGACCACGUCGUGCUCGUCAAGGUCGCUUCGGCUGCCGUCGUCUCCAAGAUGCUCGGCAACACCCGUGACCAGACUGUCGACGUUGUCUCGCAGGCUUUCGUCGACGGCCAGUCGCUCCGAACCUACCGUCACGCUCCCAACGCCGGCUCGCGCAAGUCGUGGGCUGCUGGUGACGCCUGCUCGCGUGCCGUCAACCUCGCCCUCCUCGUCCAGAAGGGAGAGCAGGGCUACAACUCGGUGCUCACCGCCAAGACCUGGGGCUUCUACGACGUGCUCUUCAAGGGCAAGGAGUUCAAGUUCCAGCGCCCUUACGGCUCGUACGUCAUGGAGAACGUGCUGUUCAAGCUCGUCCCUGCUGAGUUCCACUCCCAGACUGCCAUUGAGGGCGCCAUCACCCUCCACGGCCGCAUGCAGAAGAACGGCAAGACCUCGGAUGACAUCAAGAGCGUCACCAUCAAGACCCAGGAGGCUGCCGUGCGCAUCAUCUCCAAGACGGGCAAGCUGAACAACUACGCCGACCGUGACCACUCGCUCCAGUACAUCACCGCCAUGGGUCUCAUCAACGGCAAGCUCGACCCCGAGGACUACUCGGACGAGGUUGCCGCCAACCCCAAGAUCGACGAGCUGCGUGAGAAGAUGGCUGUUGAGGAGGAGCCCCGCUACACCACCGAGUACCUCGACCCCGAGCUUCGCUCCAUCGGCAACAGCGUCGAGAUCACCUUCAACGAUGGUACCACCGACUCGGUUGCGCUCGACUACCCCGUCGGCCACGCCCGCCGCCGCGAGGAGGCCAAGCCCCUGAUCAAGAGCAAGCUGCAGAAGCACCUCAAGGGCUUCUUCCCCGAGGCCAAGCAGGCCGAGAUCGUCGCUCUGCUCGAGGACCACGAGAAGCUCGCCAAGCUGCCCGCCAACGAGUUUGUCGACCUCUGGGUUCGCGACCAGUAA
Kalmanozyma brasiliensis GHG001 is the source of this 1647-nucleotide messenger RNA. Its product is annotated as MmgE/PrpD. The transcript has a single exon. The record is from RefSeq and is a predicted model, not a curated record. Gene Ontology annotation, cellular component: mitochondrion. The coding region runs from base 1 to 1647 and encodes 548 amino acids. NCBI's taxonomy places the organism in Eukaryota, Fungi, Basidiomycota, Ustilaginomycetes, Ustilaginales. Gene Ontology annotation, molecular function: 2-methylcitrate dehydratase activity; 2 iron, 2 sulfur cluster binding.